AUGACGAUCCUUAAAGCUCGUUUCGGUAGCGAUGUGAGAAAGACGAUGCUUCAUCACGCGAACGAUAUUACCCUCAAUGAUCUUACUCUCAUGCUACAGAGGAUUUUUAAAAUAGGAUCUGCUGAAGCAAUUGUCCUGAAAUACAAGGAUUCGGAGGGUGACCUAAUUACUCUUGCUGACGAUGCCGAUCUUCUCCUCGCUUUGCAGUCCGAACAAAACUUGAAGAUCGAUGUUUCAAUUGACAGUAAGGCCAUUGCCGAAUUGGCCGACAUACAACUGCAAAUUGGGCAGAUCCAGGAUGAUGUGCAACGCCUUUUGAAGUCUGUAGCAGGUCUUCACAUUCCAAGCACUCAUGCUGCUUCCCAGUCUAUUGCUUCGCAACACUUUGAACCUAAUGAAGUUCUACCUGCUGUUUCUCAUCAAGGGGACGUUCCUCCUCUCCCUGUGAAUGGUUUCGAUGCCACACCUCUUUCGCCGCCGUCACCUGUGCCAUCGGAGAAGCAGGAACUGCCAGCAACUAUUCAGCCAUCGCUUCAAGAGCAGGUGCUACCGGAUGGUCUUGCCCGACAUGACAUGUCCGCUCCAUGUGUUGAAGAAAUCCCACUGGAAGCUGGAGUUCCCGCCGCUUUCGCGCCUCCACCGUCGGAAUUCGCACCACCACCUAUGAUGCCACCAGCAGUUCAGGAUCCACAUGGCCCUCCACCUCCUCAACAACAUCAACAACAAUUUGCUCCACCACCACCAACUAUCCCUUCGAUACCUUCGUUCCCACAGUCUAACAUGCCACCUACAAAUUUCUCACCGACUCAUCCACAUCAUGAACAAACUCCCCCGCAACCGCCCCAGCAAUUCGUCCCACCGCAGCAGCAGAAUGCGCAUCCGCAAAUGCCACCAUCUCAGUUUGCUCCACCUCCUCAACAAAGCUUCGGUGCUCCACCCCAACAACAACAGUUCGCUCCACCUCCCCAGCAGUUCGCCCCACCACCGCAUGCCCCACCACAGCCUCAGCCUCCGACGCCACAGUCGUCUGUGUCAUCGACUCCGAUCCCACAACCACAACAUUUUCCGCCUGGCGGAAUUCCUCAACAGUUUGUCCCACCCCAACAAGCCCAGUAUGCCCCUCCACCAACGCAAGGUUUCGGUGCUCCACCUCAGCAACAGUUUGGACCGCCACCCACUGCAUUCGGCCAGCCACCACAAUUCGGACAAGCCCCACCAUCAGAACCGGCACCACCCGCUGGAGUUCCUCCUUCAUUUGCUCCACAUCAAAUGGGAGGUUUUGCUCCUCCACCGAUGGGCGGUCCUGUAGGAGUUCCUGGAGGAAAUCCGUUCGCCCGCGGACCAGGAGGUCCUGGAGGAUACCGUGGUUCACCGUAUCAUCAGUCGAUCACCUCGUCGAUGCUGAAGAACAUUUCGUGCGAAGCACUUUUCAAUGGCGACGAAGCAGCGGCCACGGAUGCUAAACGACUGACGUUCAACGAUAGCGUGAUGGUGGACGCCAUUCUAAAUAAUUCGGACAGGUGUCGUACAAUCCAACGACUUUUCGGUUUCUUUCCGACGUUGUCGGAUGAAGAGCGAGAUUUCCCCAUUGCUUAUGCUAUGCUAGUAAACAAGGAUGUUGCUCAGGUUCUUAUGCUUCUCUCGGCCAUCUUCCAACCACAGAAUCAAUUUUGCAUCGCCGUUGAUGGAAAAAGCGACAAGAAGUUCUGGCACGUUAUUAGCGAACUAGCAACGUGCUAUCCGAAUAUCCAAGUUUUCAAGGAAGUACAGGAAAUUAGCCAAGCAUCAAAUACAUACGGUAAAAAAAACAAUGUAAACACUAAGUGGGGGCAAUGCCGUUACUAG
Messenger RNA from Necator americanus (New World hookworm), 1845 nucleotides. RefSeq lists its product as uncharacterized. Gene Ontology annotation, biological process: endoplasmic reticulum to Golgi vesicle-mediated transport; COPII vesicle coat assembly. The transcript has 11 exons. Gene Ontology annotation, molecular function: identical protein binding; acetylglucosaminyltransferase activity. The record is from RefSeq and is a predicted model, not a curated record. Gene Ontology annotation, cellular component: membrane; endoplasmic reticulum exit site. Lineage: Eukaryota; Metazoa; Nematoda; Chromadorea; Rhabditida; Ancylostomatidae. The coding region runs from base 1 to 1845 and encodes 614 amino acids.